GCCGUAGGAAGCGGAAGUAGCCGGGAGCCGCGGCGGAAGCAGGAAGCGAAGGUGCCGGACGACGCCUGGCGCCGUGAGGGUUGCGCGGUCAUGGCGGAGAAGUUCGACCACCUGGAGGAGCACCUGGAGAAGUUCGUGGAAAACAUCCGGCAGCUCGGCAUCAUCGUCAGCGACUUCCAGCCCAGCAGCCAGGCCGGGCUCAACCAGAAGCUGAAUUUUAUUGUUACAGGUUUACAGGAUAUUGAUAAGUGCAGACAGCAACUUCAUGAUAUCACUGUGCCUUUAGAAGUUUUUGAGUAUAUAGAUCAAGGUCGAAACCCCCAGCUGUACACCAAGGAGUGCCUGGAGAGGGCUCUCGCCAAAAAUGAGCAAGUUAAAGGCAAGAUCGACACAAUGAAGAAAUUUAAAAGCCUGUUGAUUCAAGAACUUUCUAAAGUAUUUCCAGAAGACAUGGCAAAGUAUCGAAGCAUCCGAGGGGAGGAUCACCCCUCUUCCUAAUCGUCCUCCCUCUAUCUGAAGAUCUUCCUCGCCCUGUGUGAACUGCUGUGACUUUCAGGCAGGCUAGACCCGUGAGCUGCACCAACACGCUGGCCUGGGCCUGUCCUCCAGCCAUCCUGUCCUUGGCCUUGUCCUCAGGGGAUAGUGGGGUCUGGAGGGCUUUCAGGCCUGUGCCUCCAGCUGUCCCCUCCCCUGACGUGCAUCUGCCUGGUCCUCAAGCUUUCAGACAGCUGGCGAUCGCAUGGUUUGAGUGUGAUGCGGUUGAUUCUCCACAGCAGAAUGGUCUCGCAUGGUUUGUGUGUGAUGCGGUUGGUUCUCUGCAGCAGAAUGGUCUUGGAAAUACUAACAUACAAUAGGUAAAUUAAAAACUUUAAAAAAUUUAACCUAAUAGUUUUCUUUUUAUCUACUUCUGUUCCAUUUUCUGAUGGUGUCAGAGAAAGCUAAAAAAAAAGUAAAGUUUAGAAAGUUUACUAUGAUAAGUACUUUGUUGGUUUUAUAUUUUAUAUUUUCACGUGUAAAGAAUGUUCAGUGUUAACUAUGUUUGCAUAGAUUUCAAUUAGGCAUGAGCAUAUAAUAAAGCUUUCAAGUAUUUAAUGACUUAGUCCAUGUAAUCAUUUUUAUAACUCUUUUGUAGCAUUACUACCAUGUAUCUUGCAAACAGUCAAUUAUUAUUUCCCCAAAGUGUGAUUAAUAUUUGUUCUCCAGACACUGAGGAAGGAAAAGCUAAAGCAAAGUGCAGAAUUCUGAUUUCUCCACAAUGGGUUUCAUAGAGGGUGUAGCAAAUAGUAAAGAAGGCAGAUUUACUGACACUCGGAAACGGCCCCCAGGGCUGUGUCUGGCCCCCACAGUGUGCUGAUGGAUGGCGUGGGGUCUCUGGUCAGGUGUGCAUCUGGACUCAGCACAUCCCAGCAGGCCUUGGGAGCCCGUGUUUCUCGUGGUGGUGAUACCCUCCCUUUGCGGGCUGCGCUUUGAGUCACAGGCCCCAGUGCAGUCUCUCUUGAGAAAGAUUUUGAGGCCGUCUGCGUCAGAAUGGCCUGGACUUGUUCAUUAGAAAUGUGGGCUUCAUUUAGACCUGUUAGUCAGAGGCUCUACGCCGGGGCCCAGGGAGCCUGUGCUGUUGAUUUCCUCCAGCGACUGUCCCUGGUGACUGUGGGCCUGCUUGGAUCUGACAGCCAUUCUCUAAGGACUUCAUCCCAUCAGCAUGUAACGGUGAGUGUGGUAGUGAAGUGAGGGCCUGAGCCCAGGCUUCGGCAUCCCCGCUGAGCCCCUCUGGGAUGGGGGACUAGAGCGUGCCAUUGCUUCCCAGGGGAGUCUUAUUUGAUGUGUAGGGCCAGGCCUCCUAGGGAGUUGCUGCCUGGGCAUAGCAGUUACAUUCUCUCCAAAACUGUCAGAAAAGGAGCCCCAUCUUGGGCACAUGGCUUCCAUUUGAUGGGAUGCCCUGGGCCCCUAGGUCCUGGAGCUAGCGCCCCUCCCCUGCUGGUUUUCCAGCAUGUAACUGCUCUGCUGUAGCUGCUGCGUGAGGCCUAUGGCACGGCUCCCCGGUCCCUUCCCUGGCACCAUCCCCACGAGUCCCUGCAGAUCCUUAUCAAAGGUGCAUGAGCUGUGGGAACUAUUGUCUAUGUUACAGGGCACGAAACAGGCUCAAGGAGGCUAACUAUGCCCAAAGUCACAUGCCAAUGUGUUUCAGACCAAGUCUGAGGGCAAGGGCUGAUGAAAACCAAAAUAAUUGGUAUCCAGGUAGAGGUAGAAGUGAUAUUUGUCUCCUUCCUCAUCCCAUAAGAUUAUUUUCUGCUUUUUGAAAGGAAAAAAUUAAAUUAUUGAACACAAAAGAAAAAAAGACAGACCAGCCAGGUCUCCAUGGCAGUACUGGAAGAGGCUUGGGUUGGUUCCCCUCAGAGGAGAGGGGGCCUGAUUGUACCUCGUUUGAUGCUGGGCCUCCUGGCCUUCCUCUUGAGCUGGUGACUGCAGGUUCUGGUGGCACAUAACACACGAGCCCUGACUGGUCAUCUAUAUGAACACCAUUGCCAGAAGAAAACGUAAAUUUUUAUUUUUAUUUUUUGGUAAAUGCACUGUGAACAAAAAUAUGAUGUCUUGCCAGUCGGUUACAGUCCGGGCAAGUUCACUACAGAUUCAGUGAGACCAGAGAGUGACAAUGGAACAUUCUUGGGGUGAAAGGGUUUAUAACCAACUCCCCAUGGUGGCAGGUCAAUCACUAGAAUUUCGUGUACUCAGAGCGAGUCUGCAUGCAGCAAGCUGGUCUCUGCCUCUGGGCCUCUCUGUCCCCGUAGCCGUCUCAGUCUCUGUUGUUGGUGCUGCUGCCACUCCAGCCUCUGCUCUUAGGCAGCAGUGCAGCCGUGCCACCAUGUCGCCCAGAGCACCGGGCGGAGCUCUUUAUAUAGAGUCAAUAGCAACAUAUUCCCCACAAGUGUAGUGUCAGGGCCAGGUGAGAAUCCUGGCUAUAGGAACCUUCACUUUAUCCAUAGGUACACGUGUCCAUUUAAUUUUAAAACACAGCUAUACACGGAGCCAAGGGCUGUCUUUGCUGUGGUUCCCUAUCUUCCCCAGGCCCUGUGCUUGUGUAUUGGCACACAUGCCAACUGUACUCCUUGAAGGGCAAUGGAGGGGCGAUCCCUCUGCAGUGGGAACCAUCCCGGUCAUAAGCUGACUACACAGUGUAGCAACGUUGUACAAAGCCAGUUUCCCACCCGGCUCCCCAUAGUGGACAGCGCUGCAUUACUGAACCAACAUAAUAACAACCUUCACUCUCAGUGGGGCAAAAACUGAGCCUGUGACGUGUUGGCUGAUGGCCUGUAUAUGUGUGGCUGGUGAGUCGGGGCCAGCCUGCUGAGGUCUGCUUUGGGAUCCCUGAGCCGAGCCUUUUGGGACGUUCUCGGGUCUGCUUGGAAGCCCAGGUUUGUGGUGGCCGUAGUGAUCCUACCCGCUUCAUGUGGCUUUUGAGGCAGAGUUGGCCUUCAAAUGCCAAAGAAGAGGGUCCUCUGACUGCCACUGACCUUGGGAGUCCAGGGCAAGCUGUGAGGGAUUUUCUGGAGAGGACUUGAUGUGUUUCCCCAACACCUGGUGGUGGCAACGACAGCUAAUAGCCUCCAUCACUGAGUGUGACCUCAUUUCACUCUCACACCAGCUUCCUGAGCCUUCCCUGUCCCCUCUCACAGCAGGCUAUGAACCCAAAAUGGAAGGCCACUCUGAGGGCUUCCUGCCCCCCGGAAGUUGUGGGCUGGAUUUGGCCUCGGCGGCCUGUGGUCAGGGGCCUCAGCUGAGAGGACCAGUGCAUGGGAUGGGGAUGGUGGGGGAUGGAGAGGGCCGGAUGAAGUCAUGGUGAGGCUUGGAAAUAACCCCACACCUCAUGCGGAGGGAUUACAAGUGGGCAGGUAUGUGCCGGCCUGUGCGAGAGGAUAAUGCCUGCUACUUGCAGAAAUCUGGUGGCCUCGCACACAUAGAAACCUCCCGGGUAGGCAGGGGCUGCUCUCACUGCUGCUUAGGGGGAGACCUGGGAGUGCAGAGCAUAAAGGACAGUUGCUCAGGGGCAUUAGUAGAAAUUCAGGUGCCAAAAGUGGUCAGUAACCCCUGUUUGGAAGGUGGCAAUACACAGGUUACCCAUGUAGCCACACAGGUAGUGGGGACCUCAGGGACCCUCAUUUCGUGUUGCUCUAGUUCUCAGAUCUUUUGCUCUGUUUAGCUGGUUGUCCCUACGUGACAGAGGUAGUCAAAGUCAUACUAAAUGAUCAUUUCAGUAUGUUGAUAAUGCACGCAUAUGGGUACGUGGGUCUCUGUGUGUGUAUUUAUACACUGCAUACCUGCAUCGUGAGCUCCGUGUGUGAACAUACACAGGUGCAGACAUAUAUGCCGAAUAUACAAUGAGGAUGGGAUUGUGCCCCCUCCAAAGUCCUGUGCUGAAGCCCUGAUGCCCAGUGUGACUGUAUGUGAGAUGGGGCCUGUGAAGAUGAAAUUCAGGGUGAAUGAGGUCUCAGAGUGGGAUCCUAACCAAAUAGGGUGGCUGGUACCAGAGGAAGAAGAGGAAGAGACGCUGGAGGGCUUGAUGCCUCUUGGUCCACACACACUAAGGACAGGCCACAGGAGGACAUGGAGAAGGUGGCCGUCUGCAACCAGGAGGAGGGCUCUCACCGGGAUCUGACCACACCGGCUACCCGAGCGCCCACUUUCAGCCCCUGAAGCCAUGAGAAAUGAAUGUCGUUUGAGCUGCCUGGUCUGUGGCACUAGUCACGGUGGCCCAUGCAGACUGACACAGGUGUGUGCUCCCUCUGGUGCUGGGACAUGGUAGGGACCAAUCAGUCAAUAAAGUCUCAUACUUCUAUUAUU
Messenger RNA from Manis pentadactyla (Chinese pangolin), 4836 nucleotides. RefSeq names its product mediator complex subunit 10 (gene MED10). The transcript has 4 exons. NCBI's taxonomy places the organism in Eukaryota, Metazoa, Chordata, Mammalia, Pholidota, Manidae. Gene Ontology annotation, biological process: positive regulation of transcription by RNA polymerase II. Gene Ontology annotation, molecular function: transcription coregulator activity. Gene Ontology annotation, cellular component: mediator complex; chromatin. Bases 91 to 498 code for a protein of 135 amino acids. The record is from RefSeq and is a predicted model, not a curated record.